Molecule: messenger RNA, 996 nt
Organism: Zeugodacus cucurbitae (melon fly)
Lineage: Eukaryota; Metazoa; Arthropoda; Insecta; Diptera; Tephritidae
Exons: 3
Coding region: 186-905 (239 amino acids)
Molecular function (GO): transmembrane monodehydroascorbate reductase activity
Source: RefSeq, a predicted model, not a curated record
GUUAGUUACGCUCCAAACACACAUCGCUUCUGAACGAACGCGGCGUCUUGCUGACGAGCAUAUCGCGAUUAUUUGACACUGUAAAUUAGUUUUGAUCAAAUAACUUUUUUUUUGCUAAAAAAGUGUCUAUUUGAAGUUGAAAUUCUUUAAUUUUUUGCGCAUUUACAUAAGAUAGUUGCAGCAAAAUGUCGGUAACAAGUGCAAAAGUGAGCAAUGCGGGAGUGGCGCAGUCAGCGUCGCGAAAAGCGCCCUUCUCCAUUUGGCUGCAGAUACAAAGUCUCCUAAACACUAUCAAUCACAUUUUGAUCGCACUAAUUGGCAUUUACAUCACCGCCUUGGGACGCAGUCUGGACUUCCAAAACACCGCUAUGCAUGCCUUCUUAACCACUAUUGGGUUCCACGUCUUAAUGGCCGAGGCGCUCAUGUCACAUUAUCCAAUCAACUUCGUAACGAAUCGUUUCGCACACCGCACUAAAUCAAAAAUUCACGGUGUCCUACAAUUGGUGGGCGGCGCAAUGGCUUUGCUGGGCGCGCUUGGUAAAAUCUCGCAGACGGAAGUGCACUUCACCACGUUGCAUGGCAAAAUAGGUCUUGCUGCCACAUUCUUCUGCUUCGCCAGCAUUACCGGCGGCAUUGUCAACUAUUUCCAACCGAGUUUCGUGCACAAAUUCUAUACACCGGCGGUGGUGAAAUGCAGGCACAACUUCUUCGGUAUGGUCACCUUCACGCUGGGCAUGCUGGCCAUACUCAUCGGUUAUCGCACAAAGUUCACCUAUAAAUAUGUGGAUCCCGAAUUUAUUGCCGCCUUAAGUUUGGCGACGCUUUUGGUGUAUAUUCUGACAAUGAUUGCGCCGAUGCGCUCAUUUCUAGAUAAACUUAAAUAUAGGAAGCAGCAUCGCAAAUAAGUAUGUAUGUAUGAAUGCUAGUAGUUUAUUUAAGGGUAAUUAGUAGAUCCUUUCCAACAAAUUUUCGAGAAAUUUCGAAAGAAAUCGACUU